GAAAGCCAAAACGCGCAAACUUUAAAAAAAGCAACUCGCGCGAUUGUCGACUGUCGGCCAAGCCAGGAUUGCCGGCCAAGUUGACAGUCGCACACGACCGAGCUAUCCCUCACAUGCGUACCUCAGAGUGAACCAGCCAGAGGCGCGACUGUCUAGACGCCCCUGAAGCAGCAAGCCCGCCGAAUGACGACGCUGGUACAGCCCGCAACGCACGCGGGAACUUUGGGAACAGACAAAGCCAGCAUCCGACCGACCGAGUUUCCAGCAGGCGUCUCUUCGUCGCCCGCCGGCUCGUCAUAUCCCGUUGCAAGCUCGGCCAAGAUGGCCAACGGUGAAGCACAGGCUUCGUCGAGCGCUAGCUUUGUGUCUGCUGGCGAGUCUCGCGGUUCGAGAUCAUCUUCUACCUCUAUGGUGCUUCCCGGCAUGGCAUCACAAUCGAGCUCACAAUCCUCUCACGAUCAAGUUGGCCAGAGUGGCUUCCAGAGCGGCGAGGGUAGCGGACGCGCAGCUGCAAUCAACCCUUUGUUUGCAAUGUCUCAAAGCGAACGGGGACACCAGUAUCACAUCGUCCGGGCAGACAACGGCAAAGUCGUCGUGUCAGACGGUCAUCCGAGCUCCAUCUUUGAUCUCUUUGGCAGUUCGGCUGCCAAGAGCAACGGCACAGCCCUCAACGGUAGAUCAAAAUCGAUACCUCUGACGACGGCCAGCGGCGACGCUUCGCCUGCCAGGAAACGCAGCUUCUUGCCUUUUCUGCGAUCUUCGAAAGAAGAAGUUGCAUCUACGUCCCAGCUCGCCGAGCAGACGCGUGCCACAAACGAUAUAUCACACGACCAAUCUGCUGCAGACGCAGAUCUGAGUGUACUGCAAUCCCGAGGCGACAGCCAGCCGAAGCAUGUCGGUCAUCUCAUCAACGGCAUACGCUAUCCGAAAGACGCCGAGGACGAGCCUGCACCCGUACCGCUGCUCAAUGGCAAGCUCGAUCAGGAUGCAGAUCUUUACGACAGCAAGCGGGACGCAGUGAGGAUGAAGGUCCAGGAGAAACUGGGCACCCAUGAUACGAGCCAGGUCCAGUCUCUCAAUGUCAUCCAGGGCAGGGAAGCAGAGAAUGCGCUGCUCGAUGUCAGACCACGUUCGCCCGCUCAUCUGCGCGAAGCGCGAACGCCGGCCAAUUUACCGGAUGCCAAGGUGGCCCAAGAUGACGUUGCCGCAUCGUUGCAAGAUGAGCCGAAGAACCCACUGAGCGCGGCAGAAGAUGCGCGUGGGGCAAAGGUCGAUACAGACCAGCCUGACGAUCUGACGCCUACUGCAAACCAGCCAGCAAGCCUUCCUUCCACUACGGCCGAUAGGUCACCCCGACUCAAUCAGCCUGGAUACGGUGUCGUCAACUCUCGUUUGGCACCUUCAGAUUCUUACGAGGGCCGCAAGAUUGUCGCCGUCGAUGCUAUCACGCCUUAUCUCGACAGCAGCAUAGGCAGCGCCAAGGGGAAAGAGCGGCAGAUUGGCGAGCCCGGUCGAGCGAGGCAGCGCAGCAGUGCUUCAACGGAAACAGACGUCAACGGCUUCUCUACUCUCACGACGAGCAGAAGCAAUGCCACCAACAUCUCCAACUACACCGACUCUUCGCUCAAUGCUCAAGCUGCCUCCUCCGCUCUUGCGGGACCCAGCUCUGCGUUGCGUCAGCGAACGGGCAGGUCAAAGCGCGAACAAAUUGCUGGCCAAGAUAUACCCUUGCAGACGAUGGCAGGCAAACCUCAGCAGCAGCCCGAAGAAGACUUCGAAGGGAGCAGAGCGAAAGAAGCGGAAGCGAUUCGACGAGCUAGACAGGAAAAACGAGCGGAAGAGGAACAGGCGUUGGCUGAACAAGAGCCAGUGCAGAAGAAACCUCGGGGCAGGUCUGCUAGUCGGACGAGCUCAAAAUUGGUCGACGAUCGCGUGCUUGUUGGCAAUUUGAUCGGCGAAGACCAUGUCAACUAUGUUCUCAUGUACAACAUGCUCACUGGAAUCCGUAUUGGCGUAUCGCGAUGUCAAGCCAAGCUAGCGCGGCCGCUGACCGAUGCAGAUUAUACUGCUCGACACAAAUUCUCUUUCGAUAUCAUCGGCAACGAACUGACCCCUUCAGCAAAAUACGAUUUCAAGUUCAAAGACUAUGCUCCAUGGGUCUUUCGGGCCCUGCGGGAGUACUUUCAUCUCGAUCCUGCGGACUACCUGCUUUCAUUGACGGCAAAGUACAUUCUCUCCGAGCUCGGCUCGCCCGGCAAGUCAGGCUCUUUCUUCUACUUCUCCCGCGACUAUCGUUUCAUUAUCAAGACGAUCCGUCAUGCGGAGCACAAGUUUCUGCGCAGUAUUCUCAAAGACUAUCACGAGCAUGUCAAAGCCAACCCGCAUACCCUUCUCAGUCGUUUCUAUGGUUUGCAUCGUGUCAAACUGCCCCGGGGACGCAAGAUUCACUUUGUCAUUUUCAAUAACCUCUUUCCGCCGCAUCGCGAUGUUCACGAGACGUACGACCUCAAGGGGUCAUCAAUCGGCCGCGAAUACCCAGAAGAGAAAGCCGCCCGCAAUCCCGGCGCAGUGCUCAAGGAUCUGAAUUGGGUCCGACGUGACCGACACCUCGAACUUGGGCCCGAGAAGCGAGCUUUGUUCGAAGAGCAACUCAGACGCGAUACAGAGCUGCUACAGCGACUUGGCAUCAUGGACUACAGCUUGCUCGUCGGUCUGCACGAUCUGAAUAGAGGCAACAAGGACCAGCUUAGGAGCGGGCUUCUCAGUACUUUCCAACCUGAACAACCUGCAACGUCAGUCAAACGACGCGAUACGGCGAUGCGACAACGAGACGAGGCCAAUGCGUCUGCGCUUCGUAAAGCCGUCCAGCGCAGCGAUCCCAAAGGUAUCUCAGAGACGAACGCGCUACCAGACAAAGACUCGUCGGAGCGUCGUAACUUUAUCUUUUAUGCCGACGAAGGCGGCUUCAGAGCGUCUGACAUCAACAACGACCCGCUCAACGAUCUCUAUUAUCUCGGCGUUAUUGACAUCUUGACACCAUACACAUUCAUCAAGCGUGCCGAGCAUGUCUGGAAAUCAUUCAGCCACGACAAGCAUCGCAUCUCGCCCGUCAACCCUCAAGAGUACGGUCAACGCUUCAUGGGCUUCUUGUUCAGCGUCAUCCGGAACGGCGACCAGAGCCGUAGACCACAGAUGGACACUCCCGAGGUCAAGCCAACGUGCUUACCGUGUAUUUAGCGGAUGCAGUACGCUUUUCACUGGACCUCAUCCUGAACGAAAUACUUGGCUUGCACAAGAGCGCCGCUUUGGCAAGGCCUUUGAUCCACGCUCGGCAAUUCGGUAUGACUAUACAUCACGAUGCGAAUAACAGCAGACGACGUUGACCCGAUGACCGACUCUCCUAUGCCCUUGGCGCCAGUCCGAUCACGUCUGCAG
Mixia osmundae IAM 14324 is the source of this 3435-nucleotide messenger RNA. RefSeq lists its product as uncharacterized. Gene Ontology annotation, biological process: phosphatidylinositol metabolic process. The transcript has 5 exons. NCBI's taxonomy places the organism in Eukaryota, Fungi, Basidiomycota, Mixiomycetes, Mixiales, Mixiaceae. The record is from RefSeq and is a predicted model, not a curated record. Gene Ontology annotation, molecular function: phosphatidylinositol kinase activity. Bases 184 to 3237 code for a protein of 1017 amino acids.